Messenger RNA from Panicum virgatum (switchgrass), 975 nucleotides. Its product is annotated as putative cyclin-dependent kinase F-2. Gene Ontology annotation, molecular function: ATP binding; cyclin-dependent protein serine/threonine kinase activity. Gene Ontology annotation, biological process: regulation of mitotic cell cycle; protein phosphorylation. Gene Ontology annotation, cellular component: nucleus. The record is from RefSeq and is a predicted model, not a curated record. The coding region runs from base 1 to 975 and encodes 324 amino acids. NCBI's taxonomy places the organism in Eukaryota, Viridiplantae, Streptophyta, Magnoliopsida, Poales, Poaceae. The transcript is spliced from 2 exons.
AUGGCUGUCGUCCAGAGGAGCCCUUCCUCGCUUGCUGAGGGCGGCUGCUUAGCCGCCGAAAGGCGACGCUGCGUGGCAGCAACCAUGCUCAUCGCCGGAGAAGAUGCGCCAGCGCCGACGGAUCGCCGGAGAAGAAACGAUGACGGGGCGCGGAUCGGCAGCGUGGAAUCCUACCGGAGGCUCAGGAAGAUCGGCGAGGGGGCGUUCGGCGCCGUCUCGAAGGCGCGGCACGUCGGCACCGGCGAGGUGGUCGCCAUCAAAUCCAGCCGCGACAGCGGCAGCGGCGGGGCAGCGCUGCUGCUGCGGGAGGCCGCGCUGCUCGCGGCGUGCCGCGGGAACCCCGCCGUGGUGCGGCUCCUGAAGGUCGUGCGCGGCUCCGGGAUGGACGACCUCCACCUCGUCCUGGAGUACGUCGGCCCGAGCCUCCACGAUGUGAUCCGCCGCCGCGGGAUCCCAUUCACCGAGUCGGAGGCGCGCCGCGCGAUGGCGCAGCUGCUUGCCGGCGUUGGCUCCAAGCACGCCGACGGCAUCGUGCACUGCGACCUCAAGCCCGGGAACGUGCUGGUCGGGGAGCACGACCGUCCGCCGCCGGACGAGCAGCAGGUGGAUGGGACGGUCGGGUACAUCGCGCCCGAGGUGCUUCUGUGCGAGGACUGCGGCGCGCCCGUCGACAUGUGGGCGCUCGGGUGCAUCAUGGCGGAGCUCGUCACGGGGCAGUCGCUGUUCCCGGAAGAGGACUUGUGCCAGCAGCUGAUCGGCAUCAUCGACCUGCUAGGGAUCCCUGACGAUGUGUCGUUGAUGCCGCUGGGCAUUGACGCCGGGUCGCCGAGCAAGCUGCGGGAGAAGGUGCCCGAGGAGCGGCUGUCGCCGGCGGGCUUCGACGUCCUGCGCGGUCUGCUGCAGUAUGACCCCAAGGACAGGCUCACCGCCGCGGCAGCGCUGCGGAUGCCAUGGUUUGCACCUAUGGAUGACUGA